AUGAAUCUUCUCAACACUGAACAUUUAUGGUCGAACCAGGAUUCGUUUCUGGAUAUACCUCCACAAGAGCUACAAGCCAGGGAUUAUGAGCUGGAAAAUGAUCUGUUUGAGUUUUUCUAUAAAUCAUUGAUUCAUAAAGACAACCUACUCAAAGGAGACCAGCUUAGCAGUAUAAUUAAUCUUUACGAAGAGAGAGAACAAUAUCUUGAGCAUUGCAACCACCAAAUUACUAGGAAGGUGAUUCAAAAAAUAAAACAAACUCUACCUGAAAGAGCUAUGAUAGAUAGUCAGGGACUUAUGUGGCCGUCUGAAGGACUUCGAAACAAAGUUUUGAGCCAAAGAAGCAACUUAUUUCACAGUUAUACCCAUCUACCAGACUCACAUCGAUUGGCCAAUUUGACCGUGGAUUUUAAAUUGCAGCCUCACAGCGGCCAUUAUGACUCCAAAUUUAUGCAAAUCCAACCUCUUUUUGAGUUUCACAAGUUCUUUACGUUGCCGAAACCAGAUGUGACCCAUUUCCAGCUCCGCCACUUGGUUUACUGUGUUGACAAAAAUAGUGUCUUUUACAUUGAAAAUGGACCAGAAAGCUCUAGAAUCAUGAGAUUAGACCCUGAGACAAACAAAAUUUAUACCCAAUUGGAUCUGGUAAACUCUCAGUUUGCUGACUUGAAGAUCUCUACCAUCAGUGCCAAUAGAUCACUGAUCAGUAUUGGAUCAUUUAACGGAACUCUUUUAACUUACGACUUACAUACCAACAGAUUUCAGGAAUACCUUUUGACCAAUCACUUGGAUGGAAUAAUUACAUAUAUUCUGAUGUCCAGACACCGCUCGUUUGCAAACCAAUUGAUGAUAUCCUCAAAUGACAAAUUCCUCCGAAGUUUCGAUUACACAACGAACCAAGUUAUUAAAGCAGAUAAGUUGGACUUUGCUAUUAAUACCAUUUGUGAAGGUCCAGUAUCGGAACAAAGUCAAGUACUCAUCUCCGGUGAUACCCAAAACAGUUUCAUCAUAGACAGACGAUUACCGAAAUUAUCAGCUCUACCGAUAAUUCUUACGGGACAUUAUGACUAUACAUUUGCUUCAGAUUGGAAUAUCAACCAUCUCAUUGCUACUGGAAACCAGGAUGGCACAGUAAGGAUAUAUGACACUCGUUAUCUAUCUAACACAACAAAAAAUCCUAGCGGAAACUCAACAUUAUUUACUUUUUCGGGCAAGCUAAACGGGGCCAUAAGGAACUUGAAGUUUGAUGAUACCGGAAAUUACCUGGCAUUUGCUGAAAGCAUAGAUAAUGUCUACCUGAUAGAUCUAAAAUCAGGCGGCUUAGAAAACAUAGACCCAGGCUUAAUGUGCCCACCGACACCCCCAUCUUCUAGAAUUCCGCUUCAGUACCAACCGAUAUCAUGUAUUGGCAAAAUCACCGGACUAAGUUUCAUACCCUCAGAGAAUAACACCCAGGUUCUUACAAUUGGAAUUACUGACUUUUCGUCAGGAGGAAUACUACAAUAUAAGAUCGACAACUACGUGGAUCCGCAAAUUGCGGCCUUCAUAUGA
Komagataella phaffii GS115 is the source of this 1551-nucleotide messenger RNA. RefSeq lists its product as hypothetical. The record is from RefSeq and is a predicted model, not a curated record. NCBI's taxonomy places the organism in Eukaryota, Fungi, Ascomycota, Pichiomycetes, Pichiales, Pichiaceae. Bases 1 to 1551 code for a protein of 516 amino acids. Gene Ontology annotation, molecular function: protein binding. The transcript has a single exon.